AUGUGCGGUUAUAGUGUAAUCGAUCAGGAUCGUUUUGUGAGAGCACAACUACUAAAAGGACUACGGAACAAAGAAAUAGUCAAGGCAUCCAGAACGUACGGUUACGAUACAAAUUUUAUCGUGCAGGCGGCUACCCGGGACGAAUCAUACGAAGCCGAGACAGCAUUGACCGCAGAACAACAAGUGUUCCAAGUAACUCGUCAGAAUGCUCCAAGUCACGGUAACCAGAAAAGAAGAUAUCCUGAUAAUCCUAGAAGUGGUCCACCUUUCAAGCGCCGGUACAAUGACUAUGCCCAGGGACGACGUUCACGUUGCUCACGAUGCAACCUUUUGUCACAUAAAAACGGCCGAUGCCCUGCACUGGACAAAAGUUGUUUGAAUUGUGGUAAACAAGGACACUUUGCAGCAGCCUGUCGCAGCAAGCGCGUAAAUGCAGUUCUUAAGCGUGAAGAUGAGGCUAGGGACCGUAAUGAUGGAAACGAAAGUGAUAAUCAGAAUAUCAAUGCAUUAUCCCUAGAAGACGUUCUGGUUGACUGUAACUUGGGGUCAUCAUAUCCGAUUCGUUUUCUCAUAGACUCUGGUGCAGAUGUAAACAUCGUAUGCGGUAGAGAUUGGGAUCGAAUAGAAUAUGAAUUCAAAUUAGGCAAGGCGAAGCUUGAGAUGAUUGAAAGAAUAAACAACGGAAUACGUGCAUAUGGUUCCCAACAGGCAUUAUUAGUUGAAAGGACAUUCAAGGCUGAUAUUUCUGUUCUAAAUAGCAGCAGACCUCCAAUUAAGGCUUCUUUCCACGUUAUUCGAACGGGGCUUAGAUCACUCCUAGGGCGGUCUACAGCUAACGAUCUAGGGCUUUUACAAGUUACAACCACAGUUAAUAGUUGUGAAAUUAACGAAGAAACGAGGAAAUUUCCCACUAUGCCAGGAGUCAUGAUAAAAUUUAACGUGGAUAAAAGCGUUACCCCAGUAAGAAAUGCCUAUUACAACGUGCCAGCUGCGUAUAGAGAAGGAGCAAAACGCAGACUACUUGAGAUGGAGGCAAAAGGAAUUAUAGAGAAAGUAACAACGGCACCCGAUUGGAUCAGCGGAAUGUCAGCAGUCCCGAAAGGGAAAAAUGAUUUCCGAUUAGUGGUAAAUAUGCGUGCCCCUAACCGAGCAAUAAACCGCGAGUAUUUUCGGCUCCCACUGAUCGAAGAAAUUAAAAUAAAACUGCACGGAGCCAAUCCAUUGUGGGCCGUUACCGCAGCUAAAUCCUGGUUCUGGAGCUCAGAACAAACCGAAGCAUUCAAACUUGUUAAGCAACAAAUUGUGGAAUGUACAAAGGCUCUCGGUUACUUCUCUGCCACCGAUAAAACUAUUCUUUAUACAGACGCAUCUCCGGUAGCGCUAGGAUCUGUAUUAGUACAAGAAAACAAAGAUCGAGUUCCACGAAUAAUCAGCUUUGCUUCGAAAGCAUUAACAUCAACCGAGAAAAAGUACGCACAAAACCAACGUGAAGCUUUAGGUGCGGUUUGGGCAGUAGAACAUUUCUCCUAUUUUCUUCUAGGUAGACAUUUCACGUUGCGUACGGAUGCACAGGGAGUGGCAUUUAUUUUGAACCGCUCUCGAGAAGAUUCAAAGCGAGCCCUGACACGCGCUGAUGGCUGGGCGCUGCGUCUUAGCCCAUACCGUUACGAUGUCGAAUACAUUCGAGGACACGACAAUAUAGCCGACAGCUCAUCCAGGCUGUACUGUGGAAAUGACGACCCAUUCGAAGAUAACAUGAGCCCUUGGGAAGUUGCUUGUCUGGAAGCAAAUACCAUAGAUUUCCUAACUGAGCAAGAAAUCAAAAACAGUACAAUAAAUGACGAAUCUCUUCAAAAGUUGAUCCAUGCUCUGAAAACUGGUGAGUGGAUGGAUGAACUGCAAAGGUAUAAGGCCAUACAACAAGACCUAACCGUGCAAGACGGAAUCAUAAUUAAGACUGGUUGUGCUGUAAUACCAGAAGAUCUUCGAGCAAAAGCACUGCAAGUGGCUCACGAAGGUCACCCUUCAACUGCUAAAAUGAAAAGCAUCAUACGACAGCGCGUCUGGUGGCCGGGCAUUUCGAAGGAUGUUCAAAGCUGGGUAGCAUCUUGUAAAAUUUGCGCUAUUAAUGGAAAACCUGAAAAAACGACACCAAUGGAACGAAUUUUUGUACCGAAAACUGUGUGGGAAACGAUAGCCCUUGACUUCAACGGGCCAUACGUCAAGUUUGGUGGUAUAUCGAUACUUGUGAUCGUUGAUUACAGGUCAAGGUAUCUAAUAGCGAAACCAGUAAAAUCGACUACGUUCAUGUUCACGAAAAAGAUUCUCGACGAAAUUUUUGAAAGAGAAGGUUACCCGAAGUACAUCAAAACAGAUAACGGUCCACCAUUUAAUGGAGACGACUACAAGCAGUACUGCGCUCAACGAGGAAUAAGAACAAUUUUUUCAACCCCGUUAUUUCCACAACAGAAUGGAAUGGUUGAAUCGUACAUGAAAGUCAUCAAUAGAGCCAUGGCAACUGCUUCAAUUAAUAGAACGAAUUUUAUAGAAGACUUGCAGAGUGCGAUUUCUGCACAUAACGCGGCUGCACACAGCGUAACUAUGAUUCCACCAGAGGAAGUUAUGCUGGGUCGCAAAGUUAAACGAGGGCUGCCUUUAUUACAGCACGCAAAAGCUGCAUACGACGUUAAACGUUUUGAAGACAUCGAUCGACAAUCAAAAAUCUCGGGCAAGAUACGUGAAGACACCAGACGUGGAGCAAAACCAUGUAAAAUAAAACCGGGCGACACAGUGAUAAUUGAACGUUAUAAUCGCACAAAAGGAGAAACACGUUUUCUUCCUAAAAGAUACAAAGUCACACACGAGAAAAACGGCAGCCUAGUGCUUAAAGACGACGAAGGGCAAAUAAUUAAACGCCACAUAUCACAAACCAAGAAGGUUCACGAGUGGCGUGAAACUGUAACGCUGAAGCUGCCAUCUAACACCGAAACUAACAAAUUUAACGAUGCCACGACUGGAACUAGCUGUAAUCCGAAUGUAUCAGAUGCAUCACCAGCCCGUAGUGAUCGAAAACGGAGAAUGCCCAACUACCUCAACGACUAUGUUCGCUCGGUACGAAAAGAUCACUAG
This is a messenger RNA of Malaya genurostris, 3129 nucleotides long. RefSeq lists its product as uncharacterized. The transcript has 3 exons. NCBI's taxonomy places the organism in Eukaryota, Metazoa, Arthropoda, Insecta, Diptera, Culicidae. The record is from RefSeq and is a predicted model, not a curated record. Gene Ontology annotation, biological process: proteolysis; DNA integration. The coding region runs from base 1 to 3129 and encodes 1042 amino acids. Gene Ontology annotation, molecular function: nucleic acid binding; aspartic-type endopeptidase activity; zinc ion binding.